UAUUUCCGGGGCUGCUUCAGGAAUGUAAACUAUUCAACAUGGAGACAGUUGAUAAGCUGGAGGCGAUGUUCCAGAAAGCAGAAGCUGAUAUAGAAUAUGUGGAAAAGCGGCUGAAAUUUGACUUCAUGGCCAAUGCGAGAGAAGCGGGCACGUUUGAGGGAAACCCUGUUCAGUUGCUGGAGAACCUGUCGGCGAUCAAAGCGCGGCAUGCGGCCUUGUGCACACAGGUGGAGGAGAUCACGGCGGAACAGAAACGCUCCAUGGACUCGAUACGAUCUCACCUGGACACCACUGUGCAGCUAGUUCAACAGCUGCAGAACACAGCAGAUGUGCAGGUUCCGCCACUGACAAAAGAAGAACAAGAAGCGAGAGAUUUUCUCUGCUCAUCCAUUGCUGCAUUAAAUGUAGAGGCCGUGCCUACAGAAGAACCUCAAACUCAAGCACAGUCUGAAUCACAGAAUGUGUGUGACGAGGUAUCAGAGGGGACAUUUGAGACUGUCCCACGGAGUGUACGCGGUAACUUGAAGCUGAAUGACCUCAACACACUCUAUAAACAGUUAUCCGAGUACUUCUCAGAUAAGAACAGGGGGCCAAUAAGCACUCAGAGGAUGAAGAAGCUGAACAUGAUAGUUAGUGAUUCUGCAUUGAAGACCUUGAAGCAUCUUAAACUCAUUGAGCUGGAUAAAAAAGGUCUUGUGUCAUUGCUGGCAAAAGACUGAGAAACGGGGACAAAAUAGACAUACAAACCCCACCAAAACAUGUAAAACAUCCAGUUCCUUCCACCUCUGUGCUGAAGUAAAAUCCUUCUUGCACUUUGAUUGGCUCAACAGUUUAGAACCGGAAUAACGGUGACUUGAGAACAUUUCAUAAACACUGCAUCCAUAAAGUUAAAGUAUAUUCAUUAAUCAGAAUUGCAAACAUUUAAAAAAAAUAAUAAUUUUAUCAGACUUUAAGCACGUAUUUUUGGCUGUUAUUUUUCUGUCCAUUAUUAAAUUUAUAUCAUGACCUGUUGUGGCAUAAUUGGGUUUAUAUAAGAAACUGUACAGCAUAAGAGUUUAUAUUUUUUUGUAAAGUGAAACAGCUGUUUAUAAAAAUUUCAGAUCUCAGUGAAGCAGAGGAGACUGUAUUUGAAUGGUAAAAUUCAGUGUAUUCACUUGUUUUUUGCUUACUGUUGUAAUUAUUCUGAGUAUGCAAAUAAAAUGUCUCUUUUUUAUUAUUAUUAUUUAUAUA
Molecule: messenger RNA, 1230 nt
Organism: Onychostoma macrolepis
Lineage: Eukaryota; Metazoa; Chordata; Actinopteri; Cypriniformes; Cyprinidae
Gene: ska2
Product: spindle and kinetochore associated complex subunit 2
Exons: 7
Coding region: 39-719 (226 amino acids)
Biological process (GO): chromosome segregation; mitotic cell cycle; cell division
Cellular component (GO): outer kinetochore; spindle microtubule
Molecular function (GO): microtubule binding
Source: RefSeq, a predicted model, not a curated record